This is a messenger RNA of Taeniopygia guttata (zebra finch), 2739 nucleotides long. It is a transcript of the gene E2F2, whose product is annotated as E2F transcription factor 2. Lineage: Eukaryota; Metazoa; Chordata; Aves; Passeriformes; Estrildidae. Gene Ontology annotation, cellular component: RNA polymerase II transcription regulator complex. The record is from RefSeq and is a predicted model, not a curated record. Gene Ontology annotation, molecular function: RNA polymerase II cis-regulatory region sequence-specific DNA binding; DNA-binding transcription factor activity, RNA polymerase II-specific; protein dimerization activity. Gene Ontology annotation, biological process: regulation of transcription by RNA polymerase II.
GCUCGGGGCCGGGCGCGAUCGGGCGAGAGUGGAGCCGGGCACGGGGGUCCCGGCCCAGACGGGGCCGCUCUCCGGUCGCCCCGGCCCCAUACGGGCCCAGUGCGGCAGAUUUUUGGGGCCAAAAGCGAAUUUUCCACGGUUUUCGGCGGUAUCGCCGCCGCGUUCUUCUCUGCGGGUUUUUCGGGGGGAAUCUGGGGACCGGCCGGUGGCACCGCCUGCCGGAACGCCUCCCCACUCUCCCAAAAUGCCACGGCUGAGACUGUGACCCCACUCCCGGCUACGGAAUCGCGGGGUGCUUCUUACCCCCCUCCCCGGGCCGGGCUUCUCAGAAAGGACUUUGCAAUGCUGCGGCUCCCCAGGGGAGUGUCCCCCGCCCCGGGGAGGGGGGGUACCGCCCUCCCGCCCCCCCCUCCCCACCAACACCCGAAGAAGGUCAUGUCAGUGAUGGUCUCCUGUGAUCCGGGGGCUUCCAGCCUGGGUACACCCCCGUUAUCCACUGGCUGUUUCACCCAAGUCAACACGCCAGCGGCUGUCAGUGCCCCCGCUUCACAGGGCAGGUACCUCUGUGACACCCCCCAAGGCCCCGAGCUCAGGACCCUCUGUUCAGCCUCGGCGGGACGGCUGCCGGCCAAGAGGAAGCUGGACCUGGAGGGCCCUGAAUUUCGCACGCCCAAGGGGAAGGGCUGGACACUGGGACAGGUUCCCAGCCCCAGGACCCCCAGAUCUCCUGGGGAGAAGACUCGCUACGACACCUCGCUCGGGCUGCUCACCAAAAAAUUCAUCCGUUUGCUGAAUGAGUCUCCUGAGGGUGUUGUGGAUCUGAACCAGGCUGCUGAGGUGCUGGAGGUCCAGAAACGUCGCAUCUACGACAUCACCAACGUGCUGGAAGGCAUCCAGCUCAUCCGCAAGAAAUCCAAGAACCACAUCCAGUGGAUGGGGACGGGGAUCUUUGAGGAUGUAGCAACGGUGGUGAAGCAACAAGUGCUGCGUGGGGAACUGGCUGAGCUGGCUAGGACAGAGAGGAUGCUGGACCAGCUCAUGCAGGACUGUGCCCUGCAGAUCCAGCAGCUGGCUGACAAUGAGACCAACCAGAGGCUGGCAUAUGUCACCUACCAGGACCUUCGUGCCAUCAGCAGCUUCCAGGAGCAGACAAUGAUUGCUGUGAAGGCUCCCCCUGAGACACAGCUGGAGGUGCCAGACUUCAGCCAGGAGAACUUCCAGCUUUACCUGAAGAGCACCAAUGGCCCCAUCGAGGUAUACCUCUGCCCAGAGGAGAUCACGGAAGAAAGCCCCACCAAGGACCACCCUGUUCCCUCUGCUGCUACCUCCCCACAGGACCACUCCAUACCCCUUUGCCUGAUGAACAGCUCCCCAUCAGCCACACAGCCACCCCACCCCCUCUCCCAGAGCUGGGGGGGCACAGGAACUCCUCUCUCACCCCUAUCUCUGCCUCUCCCCAUUCAGGGGGGACCCAGCUCACUGCUGGAGAUGGAGCCUGGGCUCCUGGGCUCCCCUGCCCACCUUCUGCAGCAGACAGAGGACCAGCUGCCCUGCACCCCUUCCCACCUGGACUUGGGACCUUUCGUUACCUUCUCGCCCCCCUUGGAACAGGAUGAUUAUCUCUGGGCACUUGAGGGUGAGGGUGUCACAGACCUCUUUGAGACAUACGACCUGGGAGACCUGCUGAAGCACUGAGUGUCCCCCCAGUCCCCAUUGCCUUUGUUCCCUCUGGCCACUUGUGUCCUGAGCAUGUGGGAUCUCUGUGGGGUGACUAGAGAGACGGUAUGUUGGGGAGCAGGGUUUUCUGAGGAUGGGGGCGAGGGGAGGCCUUGUGUUGCUCACUCUGUGUGGCUUCUCUGCACUGUCCUGGGUUGGUUGUCACCUCACUGGGCUCUGAGAGUGCCCUGUGAUCCAUCCAGGCCUGUUCCAGCAUUCCCCAAUAAAUCCAUGGGGCACCGACACUUCCCACCAUAACCCCCCACCACUCUGGGGAUGCUGGUGUACUGGGGGUGCCUUUGGGUGCCCCGCAUGAGUUAGGGGUGCCCUUGGGUGGCAGAGAAACUUCUGCCCAGAAUGUGCUGUGUCAUGGUUUGGGGUCACUCCAGUUGCUCCUCAGUUAAACCGGUUCUUCAUGGUCACAACAGGUCAUUUCCAGUGGCAUUUUCCCCACCAUGGCUGGAAUAUCCUUAAAAUACCAUUGGGGCAGCAAAGCUGAAGUUACCUUUGGGUGAGGGAAGACUGAAGCUCACGUGGCUCCGGCAAAUCUCUGGCCAGGACAUGGAGCCAUAUUCCCUGAGGGGCUGCAGCCCCUCUGCCCCAGUCCACACCAGCUCCCUCCAGCCUCUUGGAGUUACUGGUGCUGGCAGUAUCAAAACUGGAAUGUACUGGGAAGAGGUAUUCCUGGGGGAGGCAAUGACCUGCAGAGAGGAGCUUGGGAAACAGCUUAGGAUAAGCCCUGGGACAUGGGGUAGGAUAGGGCUUUUAAUUGUGCCAUUCUUUGUUAAAUAUCUGUAAUUUUUGCAGUGUAUUUAUCCGGGUUUCCCCUUUGGUGUGGGGCUGUCAGGGCUGGGAGGGGUUGGAUUUGUCUGUGGGUGUAUUUAAGUUGUCCUUCCUUGCGUUGUUGGUGCUCCUGUAGGUUGGCUCAAGAGACAGUGUGGGUGAGAAUAUAUUUUGGCCUGGAAAAACUUGUGGCACUUGAUGUUUUUUGCCCAUGAGGGGUUGAAAUAAAAUAAAAUUUUG